Molecule: messenger RNA, 962 nt
Organism: Symsagittifera roscoffensis
Lineage: Eukaryota; Metazoa; Xenacoelomorpha; Acoela; Convolutidae
Product: ADP-ribosylation factor-like protein 6
Exons: 1
Coding region: 347-892 (181 amino acids)
Biological process (GO): protein localization to cilium; cilium assembly; vesicle-mediated transport
Cellular component (GO): axoneme; cytoplasm
Molecular function (GO): GTP binding; GTPase activity
Source: RefSeq, a predicted model, not a curated record
UUGCGGAUUUUGGCUGUUUUUCUCACGUGGCUCUUAAUUUUUUCUCGAAGUUGAGACAUUAUUUUUCUUUAGAAUCUGAACGCUCCUUAAUAUGAUGCCACCGAUGACCUCUUACGAGCUUUCUUUGGGUAGUUAAAAUCGGGGGGAAAAGAAACACAAGCUAUGUACAUUUUUGUGAAGAUGAUAGAAACAAUGAAGUUGUUUUAAAUAUUCAGAGCUGAUGAAAUUCGUUUGUGCUUUUUCAGAUGAAAUCUGAGGUUUUGGUCAUCGCCUUUCAUGGGUCUCAUUAUUGCUCAUAAUUUAGAGCGUUUGUACCAGUCAAUAGCUUCUUCAUUUAACAAGUAUCAUGGGUGCGUCCAAUAGCUCGUCGAAAAAUCAAAAACACCUUCUAGUGCUGGGCUUAGAUAAUAGCGGUAAAACAACGAUAAUCAAUUCGCUGCUCCCAGCUAACCAGAGGGACUCAGAUGUUGUUCCAACUGUAGGAUUUGCAAUUCAGCGAGUGAGAAUACCAGGUUCGGGAUUGACAGCAUCUUGUAUUGAUAUGUCAGGUAGUAGCAAAUACAGAGAUUUAUGGUCAAAAUAUUUCAGCGAAGCAGACGGUAUUGUUUUCGUUGUUGAUGGAUCAGACGAACUUCGCUUGGCUGUAGCGAAGGACGAGUUCGAAAUGGUAAUAGAUAACGCCGCAAUAAAAAGUAGAAGAGUUCCAAUUCUCGUUCUCAGUAAUAAAAAAGAUGUGAGAGGGCACAAAACUGCAGCAGAAGUAUCUCAAAUAUUAGAGUUAACAUCUUUAAAAACAAACAAUUGGAAUAUAUGCGAUUCAAACGCUAUCAGCGGCGAUGGUCUAACGGAUGGUUUCAGCUGGUUGUCGAAUCAAGUAUCCGGAAAAAAAUAAGUUGCAUGCAGUUCAUCAUUUUAUCAAUUUAUUUAUCGUUGACUGUGUUAUGUGUAUCCACUGUAUCAUG